CCACUCUUUUUUCUCUUCAAAAACCUCUCGACGAUAACAAACAAAAAACCUUCUCGAGCAACAACAAUGGCGGCCAAGGUGAAACCCUCGUCCCGUUACAGCUCGUACGAUGCGCGAUCCUCGACUUCCUCGCACUUCUCGGACCCUUCCUCGUCUGUGGAGCUUAAGUUUAAGCCCACCUCCUCCUCCUCCUCCUCUUCGCGUGCGCUUGUCAAAUCCAAGCCCUCCGAUCUGGCCAAGGCCAAGUCCAAGCAGUCCGAUCCGAACUUCACCACCAUGGUGAAGAAGUUCAUGGAGAAGCGGUCUAAUUCUUCGUCGUCGUCGAAGCUCAAGAAGGUGGACAAUCGGAUGGCGGGAUUGGUGAUCCCGUCGGAUGUGAUCGCUGAGGACUUGAAGAAGACGGCGAGGAAGGGGACGAACUUCUCGGCUCUGCACAAGAAGUUGUUCGGGAAGGGAACGCCGUCGUCGGAGAAGGAGAAGAGGGAGGUGAAGGCUUUGACGGAAGUCAAAGGGAAUACGAGGACUCUGGCCAUGGUUUUGAGGAGCGAGAGGGAGCUUUUGAGCCUGACCAAAGAGCAGGAAAUGGGGAUUUCUGAGCUUAAGUUGAUGCUAGAAGAGAAGAACACAGAAGUGGAAAAAUUGAAGGACUUGUGCUUAAAGCAAAGGGAAGAAAUCAAAGCAUUGAAGGAUGCAAUACUUUUCCCGGACGUUAUUAAUUCGCAGUUUCAAGACAUCUUGGAGAAACAGGGCUCAGAGCUGAAGCAAGCGAAACAGUUAAUCCCAACUCUUCAAAGACAGGUGACUUCUCUCACAGGCCAGCUCCAAUGCUUAGCUGAGGAUCUUGCCGAGGUGAAAGCUGAUAAAUAUUCAGCUAGGGCAGGUUUUCAUCACCAUAGCAGUUCUCCGAGAACACCGAUGUAUAGUCGCGAAGAGACAUCUAAUUCCUUGGAGUUCAGCUCUGGCGAUCCAGCUAGCCCCAAGAGUCCGGAUGACAUGUUGCUCAAAGAUUUAAAUCCUUGCUUGACACCUUAUUAUGCUAAAUCAAGAUCCAAGGAAUUUGAAGCUUUGGGAUAUGAUUCUCCUCAGGAUGAAAGCUUAUCUGCAGACAAAUUGGAGUUUGGAAUCGAUUCUCAUGGCAGGAAAUUGUCCAAAAGUUCUGAUUGUAGCCAACAUGCCAAAAUAGGAACAACAAUCUCCCGAACAGCCAAAAUAGGAACAACAAUCUCCCGAACGGCCCGAAGAUCGGACGACACUCGAUGCACAUAUGGAAAACAAAUGCACCAUAAACUUUUUUGAAUCACCAGUCAUUUGCUUUGUUCAUUUCAUCUGUUUCAUUUUUUAAGUUUGUCAUGUUCUAUAGACCAUGAUUUUGGUCAGAAGUCUGCGUAUUAUCUUGUGGACAAGAUAAAACCGCGGAAAAAUGCGAGGCUAUUCCAUAGUUGGAACGGGGUUUAUGUUCUUAAAACAUUCACUUGUUGAACACGGCGCUUCAAGAACAUAAAUAAAUUUGAUGAGUUCUUUUUGCAAUAUAA
Molecule: messenger RNA, 1532 nt
Organism: Morus notabilis
Lineage: Eukaryota; Viridiplantae; Streptophyta; Magnoliopsida; Rosales; Moraceae
Exons: 5
Coding region: 67-1296 (409 amino acids)
Source: RefSeq, a predicted model, not a curated record